CAACAGGCUGAAUUGUCGUCAGACCUCCUCAUUCGCUCCCCGCCCGUCCAUUCUGCGCUCCAAACACGAGCUCAUUAUUCCUCCCCCCCCCCCCCCAAAAAACAUCCGAACCCGAACAGAGCUCCUGAUCCACCAACAACAACCCCAACACCAUGUCGAACGAGGUCUCCCCAGAGGCCAUGCAAUCGCGCAUCCAGCAGGCUCGUCGCGAGGCAGAGACAUUGAAGGAUAGAAUAAAGCGAAAGAAGGAUGAGUUAGCAGACACUACCCUCCGAGCAGUGGCUCAACAACAACAGGAGCCGAUUCCGAGGAACCACAUGAUGAAGGCUAGGAAGACGCUGAAGGGCCAUCUUGCCAAGAUCUACGCGAUGCACUGGUCGACGGAUAGGAGGCAUCUCGUAUCAGCCUCUCAAGACGGGAAGCUCAUCAUCUGGGACGCAUACAGCACAAACAAAGUCCAUGCCAUACCACUCCGAUCGUCGUGGGUCAUGACCUGCGCAUACGCGCCGAGCGGUAACUUUGUCGCCUGCGGUGGAUUGGACAACAUCUGCUCAAUCUACAACCUUAACUCCAACAGAGAAGGACCUACUAGGGUUGCGAGGGAAUUAUCGGGCCACUCCGGAUACCUCUCCUGCUGUCGCUUCAUCAACGACCGCAGUAUCCUCACUUCGUCCGGUGACAUGACUUGCAUGAAAUGGGAUGUCGAGACUGGAACAAAGGUUACGGAAUUCGCGGAUCACUUAGGAGAUGUCAUGAGCAUCAGCAUCAACCCCACCAACCAGAAUACUUUCAUUUCCGGCGCAUGCGACGCUUUCGCCAAGCUUUGGGAUAUCCGAGCAGGAAAGGCCGUACAAACCUUUGCGGGCCACGAAUCCGACAUCAACGCAAUCCAGUUCUUCCCGGAUGGACAUUCUUUCGUUACUGGGUCCGACGACGCUACCUGCCGUUUAUUCGACAUUCGCGCGGACAGAGAGCUCAACCAAUACGGGUCUGAUGCUAUUCUUUGCGGAAUUACUUCCGUGGCGACAUCUGUAUCCGGAAGGUUGCUAUUUGCUGGUUAUGACGAUUUUGAGUGCAAGGUCUGGGAUAUUACUCGCGGGGAGAAGGUUGGCGCAUUGGUUGGCCACGGCAACCGUGUCAGCUGUCUGGGUGUUAGCAACGAUGGCAUGAGCUUGUGCACAGGUUCAUGGGACUCUCUGCUCAAAGUCUGGGCAAUCUAAUGGAUGCUACAAAUUCAACAUCGAGAUUCAUCUGUCUCCCUAAAUUUAUGGCGAGAGCCAUGUCAUGAAUUUCCGUCAACGAUAUCAAUCAAACUUCCCUUGAAAUAGUCACAUCUACGAACACCACCAUUUCCAUCACCUUCUCGCGGCGUACUCGAGCAAUGAUAUCCGGAUAGCUCUCCCAUUUUAGCGAAGGAGAGCUUUAAAAGACGCAGCGAGCCACCAAGAUCUGGCUGAGACGGUCUGCAGUUUUACGCACUUUUUAUUCUUGCAUCAUAAUUCCCUUAUUUUGUUCAACUUUUUUUGUUUGUAUGGGUGGCUAAGUCGAGCUGCGCUCUCUGCCCUCCAUUUUGCUGGGUUUGCAAAGAAUAAUUCGCCAGUCCACCGACCGCCAUGGAGUCGCCUCUACGAUCUUCGAUUUUGUCUAGUCUAUUAUGGAGGAGGGGGGAGAAGACGCAGGCAGUACUGCAGUGGAUGGCAACCCCUUGAGGGCCGAAGCUUGGUGCCUUUCGGGUGUCAGGUGUUUCUCGGUCACAACGUCAUUUGGCUUUGAGGCUCUAGCCAUUUUUUCAUAUGUCGUUGGAUGUGGUGCGAAAUUGCUUGUAAAAAAACACUUCAGAGCGCACGAUUUCUUGUGGAGGCUUUCCUUUGCUUAGUGGGAGGUGGAGGGCGGAGGAGUGUUCUAGUAUUAGAGAAAAUGGGAACCACGAUAACUCUUACGUGUCACGCAUGAUUGUGAAGGAAAGCUUCAUAUUCUUAUUGUCUUACGACCAUUUCGUAGCGAAUGUUUGAC
Pseudogymnoascus destructans is the source of this 2013-nucleotide messenger RNA. It is a transcript of the gene GPB1, whose product is annotated as guanine nucleotide-binding protein subunit beta 1. The transcript is spliced from 5 exons. Gene Ontology annotation, cellular component: heterotrimeric G-protein complex; cytoplasm. Gene Ontology annotation, biological process: G protein-coupled receptor signaling pathway. NCBI's taxonomy places the organism in Eukaryota, Fungi, Ascomycota, Leotiomycetes, Thelebolales, Thelebolaceae. Bases 153 to 1220 code for a protein of 355 amino acids. Gene Ontology annotation, molecular function: signaling receptor complex adaptor activity; protein binding. The record is from RefSeq and is a predicted model, not a curated record.